Brettanomyces nanus is the source of this 1290-nucleotide messenger RNA. RefSeq lists its product as uncharacterized. The transcript has 2 exons. Bases 1 to 1290 code for a protein of 429 amino acids. The record is from RefSeq and is a predicted model, not a curated record. Gene Ontology annotation, molecular function: DNA binding; RNA binding. NCBI's taxonomy places the organism in Eukaryota, Fungi, Ascomycota, Pichiomycetes, Pichiales, Pichiaceae. Gene Ontology annotation, biological process: ribosomal small subunit biogenesis; ribosomal large subunit biogenesis. Gene Ontology annotation, cellular component: nucleolus.
AUGGUCAACUCUCUAGAAGAACGAUUGAAAGCACAUGCUAAUGCAUUUGAUGGAUUACUGUCUUUAAUACCUGCCAAGUACUACUAUGAUGAUGAUACCUCUAAUCAAUGGAAACAGAAAAGAAAGAGUAAAGAGGAGAGGAAACAAAACAAGAGGAAGAAACUAGACCCCAAUCAGAGUAACGAGGUUACAGCCGAAGAGGUUUUAAGGAAUCGGGAGAAAGAAGCCGUUCCUGUGACGAUACCUGGCACUAAGGUGGUGAGGAAGGAGGAAAAGAAGGACACCAAGAUGGACAAGAAGGACAUUAAGAUGGACAAGAAGGACAUUAAGAUGGACAAGAAGGACAUUAAGAUGGACAAGAAGGACAUUAAGAUGGACAAGAAGGACAUUAAGAUGGACACCAAGAUAGACAAGAAGGACUCCAAGAAAGACUCCAAGAAAGAACUUAAUGAAGAACCGAAGAAAGAACCGAAGAAAGAACUUAGUGAAGAAGAAAAGAAAGAGAAAGAGAAGCAUCUUGCAGAAUUAAGAUCGAAACUUUCAGCCAAGAUCAGCAGUAUGAGAGCUAGAAGAAAGGCACCAGGUACAAAUGUUCCUGGUGCUGCUACAUCUAGACAACAAAUUUUAGACGAACGAAGAAGAAAGUGGCAAUUAAAGAACAUGAAAAAGGAGGAGGAGAAGAAAACUGGUAAAGAAGGAGUGCCUGAGGUCAUAGAGGCCGAAGAAGAAGAUGGAGAUGAAGAUAGUAGUAGUGACGAAGAAGCAGAAAGUUCUGCAAGUUCUGUAUUUUACGGAAACAUUGAAUUUGGUGAUGGAGAAAAGGUGCGAACGGAUUUAAGUGGAACUAGAAGAACUAAAGUGAAGAAAGGAACAGCACAUAAAGAUCUCAAAGGUAACUUGAAUAAGAUCUGGAGAGAAAAAGAGAAAAUGAACAAUGUUGGAGCAGAAAAAAGAGAAGCACUUGAAAAGAAGAAGCAAUGGAGUCAUGCUAUGGCAAGUGUUGAAGGAAUUAAGAUCAAAGAUGACGAACAAUUGCUAAAGAAAGCACUUAAAAGGAAGGAAGCUGUUAAGAGAAAAACCAAGAGACAAUGGGGAGAGAGGGUGAGAGGUGUCAGAGAGAUGAAGCAUGCUAAGGAGGACAGAAGGCAGGAGAAUAUUCGCAUUAGAAAGGAGAAUAAAGGAAAGAGUAGCAAAGAUCAGGUCAAACAGUUACCAUCGCAUAAGAAGCUUUCCAGAGCUUAUGUUAAGAGAGCCCGUGCUGGAUUUGAAGGUAGGCUGAAGAGGAAGUAA